Lolium perenne is the source of this 687-nucleotide messenger RNA. The record is from RefSeq and is a predicted model, not a curated record. NCBI's taxonomy places the organism in Eukaryota, Viridiplantae, Streptophyta, Magnoliopsida, Poales, Poaceae.
AUGAUGCUCGGCGGUGUAAAAUACAGCUUGGGGCAAAAGCGCUAUGUCAUGCAUUAUAUCAACCGCGUCGGAAAGAGCGCGCUGGAAAUUUCCCAAUCCCACCCACUCGCCGCCGCCUGUCGCCCCGCCCCGCCCCGCAGCACCGGCCGCCGCCGCCAUGGACGCCUCCCCGCCCCGCCCGUGCCGCCCGUGGGCCGCGCCGCCGACGGCCCCGGCCCGCCGCCCGCCUCGCCGCCCGUCGCUCCCGCCCCCGCCCCCGCACCGGCCGCCCACCCGCACGUCGCCGCCGUGGUCGCUGCGACCCACGUCGGCGUGAAGCGGCGGCGUGCGGGGCAUCACCUCGUGCCGGCCGUCGCCCCCGCACCGGCCGUCGCUCCCGCCCCCGCCCCCGCACCGGCCGCACCACCCGCACCUCCCCGGCACGGCGAAGGUGCCCUCCGGUGGUCCUCGUGCUGCCAAGGCCAAGGCGGCUUCCUCCCCGGCGCCGAGGAAGGCCGUGGCCAAGAGGAGGGCCCCGGCGGCAGCCGAUGGCCCGCCGCCGUGCCGCCCGACCCGGCCGCCCCGGAGGUGUUCGACGAAAUGGCCACCCCGGCCGCCGCCGUGCCGCCCGCCCCCGCUCCAAGGGCAAAGAAUUCCCAUUCAAGCAUGUUUGGUCAAUUCUUCAAACAUAUGACAAGUGGAAGUUGA